UCUUUUCUUGUCACGGAGCUCAGCCCCCAGAGGUAGAUGAAGGAUAAUUAAAACCUGCUGAGCCAGUGAACUUGGCACAAAACCAAGUAGAACCUCGAAAUUUUGAAAGGUGUUGUAAAAAAUCGGGAAGCGUUAAUCUCAGAUAAUUUUUUUGUGAUGAUAAAAAGAUGGAAGUUGGAAACACGUAACUGAAUUAUUAUUUGGAGAGAUGCAGCAUUUCUGAAGUUACAUCAAAGUAUCAUGUUAACCAUAGUUGAAGUAGUUAAUAUUUGCCAGAUUACCCUGAGGUAUUUUGAUGUAGUGUGGCAAUAACUGUGUCACAGCCUGCAGCGUGCUUGCGCAGAUAAAAUUAAGUAUACGCACAUCCAAGUCUUUUUACAGAAAUACACCAUCAGCACGGUUCCUGUUUAACCUGCAAAAUCUUAUGCUGCAUUUUACUAAUACCUUCUACAGAUUACAUUGUAACAGUGCAGAAAGUGAUUUUUUUUUUUUUUUUUUUACAUAAAAUGUAGUUAUACUUUGAACUGCCUUAUCACUUGCCUGUUUCAACUUUAAAUACAAUCACUGGGUAAAACUUUAUGAAGUCUUUAGCUGUAUGAAUUAACCUCAUGGAUUAUGCCCGCUGUGGCGGCAGAAUUAUUUGUCAGCAGAAUUUCUUUUCACAGCCUACUCUUAUCAGAAGACAGCCACGAUUACUAAGCUAAAUUGGUAUGUGAAACCAUAUGGUGUUUUGGAGCUGCUUGGUUGCUGUGGAGGAUAAAUAGCUCCUGACCCUAAACAGGAUCUUUUUAAGAAAAAAAAGCGGUUUCCCUAUGCCUUAUAAGGCAUGGGCAGGCUUACUCCAGUGCUGAAGAAGGGGCGGUAACGGGUUCAUGCUGCUGAGUUUUCUCCGGCAGCGGUCGCAGGCGACUGAAGAAGUUGCGCUGAAAUUGCAAACGCUUCAUUCCCCGGCACUUAGCAGCAAAACUCAGUGAAGAGAGGAGGCAUCAGGUGAAAUUAAAAAAAAACCCCAAACACUACCAUUUGAUCAUGGGAAAAUCAGCUUCCAAACAAUUUGCUGAAGAAGUCUUGAAAGCACACAAUGACUACAGGAAGAAACACGGAGUGCCCCCAUUAAAACUCUGCAAGAAGUUAAACAGAGGAGCCCAACAGUAUGCAGAAGAACUGGCUACCACGAGGGUCCUCAAACACAGCUCUGAGUCUGCUAACGGAAAAUGUGGAGAAAACCUAGCAUGGGCAUCCUAUGAUCAACCAGGAAAGGAUGUGGCUGACCGAUGGUACAGCGAAAUAAAAAAUUACAGCUUUCAAAACCCAGGGUUUUCUUCUGGGACAGGCCACUUCACAGCAAUGGUUUGGAAGAACACAAAAAAGAUGGGUGUCGGAAAAGCAUCUGCUAGUGAUGGCUCUACGUUUGUGGUGGCUAGAUAUGAUCCAGCUGGAAAUGUAGUGAAUCCAGGCUAUUACGAAGAAAAUGUCCUUCCUCCAAGAAAAUAACUCUUUUUUUAAGAGGUAGUCUUUUUGCUUAAUGACAAGUGAACUUGGAUUUGGACUUAACUGUGUUUGAAAUGAAGUAUGAUUUAAUGAAAUUUCCUGUUUGAUACUGCUGUUCACUUCUCAUUACGGAGGAAGCAAUUACAUGUUGCUUGAGUUGAUCUGCACACUAGGUCCCUGUUGUUUCUGAGAGGGCUUCAGUCUAUUUGAGGAUGAAGUAUAUGCAGCAUUUCUGAAGGGUAAAAUUUAUAAGGGUUUUUUUUUUAAUAGUUUGCAUGAACUCUGUGUCAGCAUGUGAGUAAGCACAUGUCAGAUGUCUUUUUUUAAACAAGCAAAUUUAUAGCUUUCUGUAAACUGAAGAUACCAGCUUGUAAUUAUAUCACAUACUCCUAGUUUUCCAGUAUUUUUUCAUAACUGUAACUUCUUUGCUCUAUCUAUACCUCCUGCUACUGUGGGGUCUUCUCUCUGCAGAUGGAAUAUAUGCAAAACUUCCUGUAUGAAAGGUAUACAUGUAAAAUGUAGUGGCAUUCAGACCUAUGUGUUUUUAUUAAGAGGAUCUCACGGAACACUAAAACGUUGCUGGCAAAAUCAAGUAAGCCAUGACUAAUGCAUGACCUGAAAGCUACUAAAAUUGUUUAAAUCCCAGCAUUACAUUUUAAGUGUCAAUAUUUAAAAUCUAUUUGAGAUAAGUGUGUUUCAAGUUCAAACCCCAUCUUACAGUUUACACUGUGUACAUUGUCUCAUAAGUAUGUACAUUGUCUUAUAAUCAAAUAUUUUACUUCUGUUACAGGAAAGUAAGAUACGACUUUUUCUCUUAGAUAUUUAUGCACAAAAAAAGGUUCUUUGAUGGAGCACAUUGGAUUUUAUUUCUCAAUAAUUUAUUCUUAUUUCCUAAGGAAUAUCUUCUGCAGGUGUCAUGCUAUACAGACAAUAACAUUCCCAAAUCCUUUUGUCUCCUUUAACAAUGUCACAGCAGGAGGUAUUCACAUGGUCAUAAUUAAGAGACAUUUACUCUUUGUUCAUAUAGUUCAAUAAUAGUAAAAGUAUUUCACAUGCCGGAUUGAUGCUCUGAAAAAAUUCAGAUUGCAUUUCCUUAAAAGCAAGCAAGCAAAAACCCUGAGGACACUUUCUUCUCUUAUGAAAUGUGUGUUGGGCCAUUUUGGCCAGGUUCAUAUACUGUGCUUCAAUUUGGGGUUUUCUUUUCUUUGUAAAUGUUCCUUUUGACUUCUGCUGAGAUUCUGUAUGCCAGAAUUUGGUUCAUGAGGAGUGCCAUUACAGAAACACUUCUUUUUGUUUACACAAUUGUAAUAAACUGCACUGUUACAGCUUGAUUAUAUGUCACUGUGAUGCUGUAUGUUACAAUCUUUUUGCUGUAACCAAGAAUUUAACACAUAUAAUGAACAUCUGAAAAUUAAAUAUUUUUGAAUAUGAAUUACUCAA
This is a messenger RNA of Grus americana (Whooping crane), 2931 nucleotides long. It is a transcript of the gene GLIPR2, whose product is annotated as GLI pathogenesis related 2. The record is from RefSeq and is a predicted model, not a curated record. The transcript has 5 exons. NCBI's taxonomy places the organism in Eukaryota, Metazoa, Chordata, Aves, Gruiformes, Gruidae. Bases 1030 to 1494 code for a protein of 154 amino acids. Gene Ontology annotation, cellular component: extracellular region.